Mesitornis unicolor (brown roatelo) is the source of this 608-nucleotide messenger RNA. It is a transcript of the gene RTRAF, whose product is annotated as chromosome unknown open reading frame, human C14orf166. Gene Ontology annotation, biological process: tRNA splicing, via endonucleolytic cleavage and ligation. NCBI's taxonomy places the organism in Eukaryota, Metazoa, Chordata, Aves, Mesitornithiformes, Mesitornithidae. The record is from RefSeq and is a predicted model, not a curated record. Gene Ontology annotation, cellular component: tRNA-splicing ligase complex. Gene Ontology annotation, molecular function: RNA binding. The annotation marks the transcript as partial. The transcript is spliced from 7 exons.
AUGAAACAGAAUUCAGAAAUUUUAUUGUCUGGCUCGAAGACCAGAAAAUCAGACAUUACAAGAUUGAAGACCGAGGGAAUUUAAGAAACAUACACAGCGAUGAGUGGCCCAAGUCAUUUGAAAAGUAUAUGAAAGACGUAAACUGUCCUUUCAAAAUACAAGAAAGACAAGAAACAGUGGACUGGCUUCUUGGCUUAGCAGUCAGGCUCGAAUAUGGAGAUAAUGCUGUUAAGUAUAAGGAUUCUACCCCGGAUGGUGCUAAAAAUGUUGACAAUACAGCAAAAAAUGCAGAACCACUGAUUAACCUGGACGUGAAUAAUCCUGAUUUCAAGGCUGGAGUGAUGGCUUUAGCUAAUCUGCUUCAAAUCCAGCGACAUGAUGACUACUUGGUGAUGCUUAAGGCAAUUCGCAUUUUGGUUCAAGAGCGCUUGACGCAGGAUGCCAUAGCGAAGGCCAGUCAGUCCAAGGAGGGUUUGCCCGUAGCUUUAGAAAAGCACAUUCUUGGUUUUGACACGGGAGAUGCUGUUAUCAACGAAGCUGCCCAAAUUCUCCGGCUGCUGCAUAUAGAGGAGCUCCGCGAGCUGCAAACAAAAAUUAAUGAAGCGAUU